AAGCAGCGGACGAAGCCAGAUAUAGGGAAGAAAGCCCGCCUGAACUUUCUAGGCGCUCUGACGUCGGGUCGGAUUUGGUUGCUGAGAAACUGAAGGAAAAGGCAACAGAAUCUCCAUCACUGGCCGGCUAUUUCUUCAUCUGAACUUCAUUUUACAUCACUAAAUUCGAAACCGAACAGCGAUGCAAGCUGUAGUUCUGAAUACACCGUCAUACUGCAGGACCCAACAAGCCCUAGAACCACCUUCUUGUUCUCGCUCAUCAAAGGGUACAAGCUUUUUCGGCAACCAUGUCUAUUUAAGGAAGGUUGGUUUUCUUGUGCCGCUGAGUUUGUUUCGCUCUGGUCGAAUUCGUUAUCCGCACGGUAUACGACGCCGGCUGGUUGUGAACGCCGUCGCGACUCCGGAUCCAGCUCUGGAAUUGCCACUAACUGCUGAUAAUGUAGAAAGUGUGCUGGAUGAAAUUCGUCCAUAUCUAAUUUCUGACGGGGGGAAUGUGGCUUUGCAUGAAAUUGAUGGUAAUGUUGUAAGGUUGAAGCUACAAGGAGCAUGUGGCUCCUGUCCAAGUGCUGUUACCACAAUGAAAUUGGGUAUUGAGCGUCGUUUAAUGGAAAAGAUCCCUGAAGUAGUGGCAGUAGAACAAGUAGCUGAUGAAGAAACUGGCCUUGAGCUAAAUGAAGAAAAUAUUGAGAAGGCGUUGGAGGAAAUAAGGCCAUACCUGGUUGGAGCAGCUCAAGGGUCUCUGGAGCUGGUAGCCAUUGAAGAGCCAAUAGUGAAGGUCCGGAUCACUGGUCCAGCUGCUGGCGUCAUGACUGUGCGUGUUGCUGUUACACAAAAGUUGCGGGAAAAAAUACCUUCCAUAGCCGCCGUUCAGCUUUUAUCAUAAAUUUUAGGAUGAAGACAUGAGAAUCAUUGUACCAUUACAAUUCUUUGUGCCCAAGACGCGCAAGAAAGCCAGCCAAACUAUUAUAUUUGUAUAAUGUAUAGUAUGUAUUUAGCAGCAGGUUGAAACAUCUCUUGGAUAAAUUCAAUAGUCAAAUGCUUCUACGUGAAAUGGAAUAAAGGGUUCGUUAUUGGAGCCAAA
Molecule: messenger RNA, 1081 nt
Organism: Prosopis cineraria
Lineage: Eukaryota; Viridiplantae; Streptophyta; Magnoliopsida; Fabales; Fabaceae
Product: nifU-like protein 2, chloroplastic
Exons: 4
Coding region: 182-883 (233 amino acids)
Biological process (GO): iron-sulfur cluster assembly
Cellular component (GO): chloroplast stroma; mitochondrion
Molecular function (GO): iron-sulfur cluster binding; iron ion binding
Source: RefSeq, a predicted model, not a curated record